UAUGACGCCACCAAUCCUCGUUUUGCAUUGUGGGGCGGUAGUAGUAGCAUUCUCUAGGGCCAACCGUGACGGGGCAAAAAGUGAAGUCGCUUGAGUGUGUGAGGGUCAGAACAUAGCAUCUCCGGGGUGUGACUGAGUGGGGACUCGGAGCGACAUGGUGGGCGUGAAGGUGAUCGCGGGGGAUGCGGAGUUCCAGCCCGAGUUGAGCGGGGCCGGCUCCAGACUGAGUGUGGUGAAGUUCACAAUGAGAGGGUGUGCGCCGUGUGUAAGGAUAGCGCCUGUCUUCACUACACUGAGUAAUAAGUACCCACAAGCAGUCUUUCUGGAAGUUGAUGUGCAUCAGUGCCAAGGAACAGCCGCUGCCAAUAAUAUUUCUGCGACACCCACAUUUUUAUUCUUUAGGAAUAAAGUAAAGAUUGAUCAGUACCAAGGAGCAGAUGCUUCUGGCUUAGAGGAAAAAAUUAAACAACAUUUAGAAAAUGAUCCUGGGAAUAACGAAGAUACUGAUAUACCAAAAGGCUAUAUGGAUUUAAUGCCGUUUGUAAACAAAUCUGGUUUUGAAUGUCUUAAUGAAAGUGAUGACAAUGGGUUUGAAAAUUGUUUACGGAAGGACCCUACAUACCUCGAAUCGGACUGCGACGAACAGCUCCUGAUGACUUUAGCUUUUAACCAACCCGUUAAGUUAUACUCCAUGAAGCUUCAAGGACCAGAUAAUGGCCAAGGCCCAAAAUAUGUAAAAAUCUUCAUAAACCUCCCUCGAUCAAUUGAUUUUGAUGAAGCAAUGAGGAGUGAACCUACACAAGCCCUUGAACUGUCACCUGAUGAUAUAAAAGAGGACAGCAUAAUACAGCUACGCUAUGUUAAAUUUCAGAACGUCAACAGUGUAACACUAUUUGUCCAGUCCAAUCAGGGUGAUAUGGAAGCAACAAAAAUCACAUACUUCACUUUCAUUGGGACCCCAGUACAAGCCACAAAUAUGAGUGACUUCAAAAGAGUUGUAGGCAAAAAAGGAGAAAGUCACUGAACAUCUGCAGACAUACUGGAUGAGUUCCUUGCAUUGAGACCGGUUCUUCAACAUGCAGGAAAAGCUCUUAAUACAACAACUUUAAUGUUUCCUUCAGUGAAAUUAACAAUAAAUCAUCCAUUUUUUUUGUUAAUCUGCAUUUCAGAACUGUGAUUUUAUUUGAAUCUGGCCACACGCAUUUGUAAAUAAAUAAAUAAAACUUCUUUUGGCAA
Molecule: messenger RNA, 1236 nt
Organism: Bombina bombina (fire-bellied toad)
Lineage: Eukaryota; Metazoa; Chordata; Amphibia; Anura; Bombinatoridae
Gene: TXNL1
Product: thioredoxin like 1
Exons: 8
Coding region: 155-1024 (289 amino acids)
Source: RefSeq, a predicted model, not a curated record